Letharia lupina is the source of this 1110-nucleotide messenger RNA. RefSeq lists its product as uncharacterized. Bases 1 to 1110 code for a protein of 369 amino acids. The transcript has 2 exons. The record is from RefSeq and is a predicted model, not a curated record. Lineage: Eukaryota; Fungi; Ascomycota; Lecanoromycetes; Lecanorales; Parmeliaceae.
AUGCCGACGUGGGGUGGCAGGUUUCCACAUGACCAGGGCAAAAGGCAACUUGGCUAUCAGGAUCCCGUCGUGACCCCUACAGUCUCUUCAUUCAAAUUCUCCACCACGGCAAUGACUGAAUCGACCACGCCCAAGACGCACGCAACGAAAUCCAAGCAGCCUAAGCCGACCCAUACUCACAAAGCUUCGAAGCAUGCAUCCACCAAGACUGGAAGCUACACUCUUAUAGGUUCCUUCGGCGAGGCUGGAACAAGCGUCCCGCCAUUCUUGGGAACCAAUCCCACAAAUCCACUCGGCUCUUGCUACCUUGGAACAGCCUAUGGCUGCACAUCCGGCGGUACAGGCCGUCUCAGCCCGACCAUCAAGUCGCCACCUCCUAUCUAUCCGAACACAACGUCAACCAGCAUUUCUUCAGCGAAUCUCAGAACGACAACUCAAUCAUCCCUCUCAACCCCCUCCAGCUCAACAGCAUCGAGCCCGAAGACCGAGCUUCCACAUGGGCCCCCACCUCACGGACCUCCCCCCCAUGGACCACCUGGUGGACCACCAGCCUCUCCCGCUUCCUCUCUCAGCGCCCUCGAGGCUGGUGCCGUGGCGUCUCCCACUACAUCCGGCGCUGGCAUUGUCACCUACCAGAAUCUCGUCGGUUACCCAAUCGAAUCUGGCGCAGUCCCUCCCUCCAGCACAGUAUUCGCCGGCGGCCCUCCUCCAGGCCCUCCUCCAGGUCCUCCCGCCGGGCCUCCCUUUUGUCCACCACCCGUCACCAUCACAUCCACAAGUACGGCUACCGUGACAGUUACGGAACCAGCCCCCACGGCUCCCCUGACUACGCCGAGCACGAUUCAACUGUCGACGGCGCCGUUCGGGCUGGGGAACGGCACCGCUUUCCACGGGCCCACGGGUGGAACGGGCACGGGGAUGCACAUGGUGACCAUCCGCACAACCAUCUCUGCCAAAAGUUCGGCCAAGAGCUCCGGCAACAUCUCUUCUCAACCUUCGACGCUGACCUCCGCCACGACGUCCGGCAUAGCUGCUGGCAAGGCUUCUGACAAGUCCUCGACCUCUGCCACAAGAUCUGCCACAGCUGUUGCCCUCUCGGCAUACACUUAG